This is a messenger RNA of Myxocyprinus asiaticus (Chinese sucker), 974 nucleotides long. RefSeq names its product rho-related GTP-binding protein RhoG-like. Lineage: Eukaryota; Metazoa; Chordata; Actinopteri; Cypriniformes; Catostomidae. The record is from RefSeq and is a predicted model, not a curated record. Gene Ontology annotation, molecular function: GTP binding; protein kinase binding; GTPase activity. The transcript has a single exon. Gene Ontology annotation, cellular component: cell projection; cell cortex; plasma membrane. Gene Ontology annotation, biological process: establishment or maintenance of cell polarity; cortical cytoskeleton organization; regulation of actin cytoskeleton organization. The coding region runs from base 396 to 974 and encodes 192 amino acids.
UAUAGCGGUUGCUAUCAUAGAUAUCUAUGGUGUUGCUGUCAAAGUGUAGUUAGCUAGCGAAGUGGAUCACCGAGCUGCCAAAAGUUAUUAUGAGAAGUUUAGGGUUGCCAACUGUCCCUUAUUUGCUGGGAUGUCCCGUAUUUUGGUCGAAAUUGAGAUGUUCCGUAGAGGACACUUAUUGAUCCAUAUUUUAGUGACAUAAGUUUACCGGGACGGGGGAGUGGGGGUACCUCUAUAUACGCCCUGAAAAAGGGUGGGGCUUAAUUAGGUCAAUCGGAAAUCUGUGCUCAUCAAGCCAUUUCAUGGGGUCUUUAAUGAACUAUGUUUGACAUGUUAUGAGUAUCUGAGAGUUAAUGCCCUUGCAUGCUUUUUAGUUAUUUAGGGUUGAAAGGAGGAUGACAAUGCAGAACAUUAAGUGUAUUGUGGUCGGAGAUGCUGUAGUGGGGAAGACCUGCCUUCUGAUUUCCUUCAUCACUAAAAACUUUCCUGAAGAUUAUUUUCCCAGUCUGUUCGAAUACACCACUGAGUUGACUGUAGACUCCAAACUCAUCAGUCUGAACUUGUGGGACACCCAAGGACAGGAGACAUAUGAUCGUCUGCGGAUCCUCUCCUACCAGCAGACCAAUGUCUUCAUCAUUUGCUUCAGUGUCAUUAGCCACGUGUCCUACAAGAACAUCAAGAAAAAGUGGUAUCCUGAUAUAUCGAAUCAUUGCCCUAAUGUGCCAGUCUUGCUAGUGGGAACUAAAAUAGAUCUGAGAGAUGACCCAGAGGUUCUGAAGAAGCUACAGGAGAAGAACCUCACCCCUCUCACCCAGCAACAGGGUGUGGCGUUGGCCAGAAAGAUCCAGGCCACUAAAUACCUGGAGUGCUCAGCUCUCACACUGGAAGGAGUGGAGGAAGUGUUUACAGAAGCUGUUCAAGCGGUCCUCAACUAUGCGCCACCAACCUCCAAGAAAACAUGUGUGCUGCUCUAA